Molecule: messenger RNA, 3826 nt
Organism: Carassius gibelio (silver crucian carp)
Lineage: Eukaryota; Metazoa; Chordata; Actinopteri; Cypriniformes; Cyprinidae
Product: G-protein coupled receptor 22
Exons: 2
Coding region: 359-1942 (527 amino acids)
Biological process (GO): G protein-coupled receptor signaling pathway
Cellular component (GO): membrane
Molecular function (GO): peptide binding; G protein-coupled receptor activity
Source: RefSeq, a predicted model, not a curated record
GCGUUAGCUCAGAGGGAGCGGGUUCAGUUCGUCUAGUACACAGGAUAGCGGCACUCAUGGGUACUCACAGAAGCACAGCAGCGAUUUCUAUCACCGUUUAGCACCACUGAAGGUGCGACAUUUAUUCCGGGCACGUACCUGACAGCGGACUGUCCUGAAGCCCCACGGAAGCUCGCACUCUAGUAAGAGUGAGAGAGAGUAGCGCGCGCUGAACGGACCGCAGUGGAAUGUAGCGGGGAUUCCCGGCGCGCGGGGCAAGAGCUGUCAAUCAUUCAUCAACGCCCCAAGACAACACCUGAGUAGGUGGAGCAUGGCCAGUAGGAGUGGCUGGCGUUACUAUGCCUGAAGGCACGUUUCGAUGGUGUCCAUGGAGACAGAUGGCAGCUUCACUGGGGGCAACGGUUUGUCCCUCUUACAGGCUGAAGAUAGCGUGGGGGCCGGACUCGCUCAGCAGGAGGGGUCGUGGCUCGGCUUCCGGGCUACAGUGAGUGCUGUGCUGCUGCUGGAGCUGCUCCUGGGAGUGGGUGGCAAUCUGACCGUGCUGGUGUUAUACUGUGGUCACUGCAGCCUGUUGGAGUCCGUCAGUCAUGCCGUCACUCUCAGCCUGCACACCCUUGACCUGCUGCUCUGCCUCCUCUGCCUGCCAAUCACUGCCACGCUCCUCAUUCUGGGCGGAGCCUCGGUUCCUCACCACGCCCUUCUCUGCUGUCUUCACGAAUCGGCAGCCAGCUUCGCCAGUGUGGGCACCGCACUUAACCUGCUGCUCAUCAGCUUAGAUCGCUAUGACAUCAGCGUCCGGCCAGCCAAUCGCCUGCUGACACCUCGAAGAGCCACCAUUUUACUUGUUGGAGUAUGGGCAGUUUCUUUGGCCAUGCCCCUUCUACCGUUCGUGGAAGCAGGGUUUAUUUCGGGGCAAGGCGAAGGGGUGUUUAUGCACUCCAAUAGCACUGUGCUUUGCUCAGAGUGGGGAGGAACUCUACAGGCUCAUCUUUUACUACAGGUUCCCGUGUUCCUAUGCUCUCUCGCUGUGAUGCUGUUUACAUACUCUCGAAUUCUUCAGGCACUGCGCAUCCGCAUCGGACGCACACCCAGGUCCCACCGAGACAGCAAACGACCUGUCCACCGCCUCUGGUUACGGCGUAAAAAGUCAGCGAGGUCACCCAAUCACACAACGAGAAACACACCCACCUCCCCACCGCCGCUUUCAACCGGACCACUAAUCGCCUCUGAUACAGUUACAACAGUAACCAUCAACACUGAGACGAACACUCCCUCACUCACUACGCCACUUAGCCCCACCCCUACUGUAUCCGUGAUAACCUCUCCUUUAAGCCCCACCCCCACUGCUUCAAUGGUAACCACGCCUUUGAACCCUGCCCCAUCUGUAUCCGUCAUAAGUAGCCCUCACAUCCCCAGCCCUGCUACAUCAUCAGUGGCCACGCCUCUGAGCCCCAUGCCCACUGUUUCCACAGUAACCACUCAGCUAAGCCCCGCCCCUGUUCAGGGUCCGCCCAGUAUGGGCGUGGGAGCAUCAGUAUCGGCCAUUUUGGCUUUGCGUCGAGCAGUUCGGCGCCACCGAGAUCGGCGGGAACGCCAAAGGCGUGUUUUUCGCAUGUCUGUCAUCAUAAUCCUCUCAUUUCUGCUAUGCUGGGCGCCUCUCUCCAUAAUGCCCCUUCUUAUGCUGGCCAUUGGCCCCUCUGAUUGGCUAGAACGCCUGAGAAUCUGCUUCCUGGUGCUUGCUUAUUGGACGGUAGUGCUACAUCCGCUGCUGUAUGCGUUCACGCGGCAAAAACUGCGUAAAGUUCUGCAUACACGUCUCCGCAGGCUGCGGCCGCAAAACACGCAGACUCGAAUUUGCGCUAAUACCAGGAUCCGCCGCAAGCACAGGGCAGUUUGCAGUGAUGCUACUGACCGCUGCCUGACAGAGGCUGUUAGAGAGUGAGUGUUUGUGUGUUUGUGACUUAAAAGUAGGCUCACACGGAAUCUGUGUAAAUCUGUCAUUUUCUUGUUUUUUUAUUAAAUAUUUUGGAUAAUUUAAUUGCUUUCAGCUGCUAUAUGUUCAGCUCCAUUUAACAUAUUUCAGCAUGUUUAAAACCAAGAGCAUAACCAUAUUUUAAACAUUUGAAAGAGACUUAAGAGAACAAAGAAAAAUAAAGAAGAACUAUAAUUUAUUAAGUAUUUGUAAAUAUUAUUUUAUUUAUUUUUAAUAGGCACACACAUUCACUUAAAGGGUUAGUUCACCCAGAUAGCAAAUUUAUGUAAUUAAUAACGUACCCUCAUGUUGUUUCAAACCCGUAAGACCUCGGUUUAUCUUUGGAACACAGUUUAAGAUAUUUUAGAUUUAGUCCGAGAGCUCUCAGUCCCUCCAUUGAAGCUGUGUGUACGGUAUACUGUCCAUCAUCAACAUAGUCCAUGUGACAUCAGAGGGUCUGUUAGAAUUUUUUGAAGCAUCGAAAAUACAUUUUGGUCCAAAAAUCCCUUUAAGGCCCUUUAAGGCCCAGGUACAGAAAGGCAUGCAAGCCUUUUAAUAGACAAACACAUUUUUUCAAGCUUUCAAAUAACACAAAUAUGUGCCGUUGUUUACACAAAAAUCUGUGUGGACACAAAAAUCAGGACAGCUGAUGUUGCACAAUGUUGAUGGUGAAAAUUACGAAAAUAGAAAAAAAUUUGUGAAUCACAUGAAAACAUCAUUUUCAGAAAAAAGGGAAGCAUGAAGGUCCACCCUUAAAAUACUACGAAUGACCACAAAAUGUACAAAUUCACCACUAAUUAGCCAAAAUCAGUUAUUUUGACAUUGAUGAGCACCAUAAGUCCCCUGAGGCAGACUAGUCUAAAAAUGUAACUUUUUGUCAUCCUACCAACAAACCAAGGAAAGUGUAAUGGAGCACAGCAAAACAGCAUCAAGGGAUAUCAAAUACUGAGGUUGGCAAUUUGGCCAUAUCUGAUUACUGAGGGGACCCGUGGUUACGGCCCUGUUUAAAUGCAUUUCUCAGAUUUCUCCCACAAAUCUGUGCAGAAAAUGUCAAAGAAAAAGAAAAAGUCAGCAGAUUCCGCCUGGGCCUAUUUAUGACUGUAGGUAAAAGGUGUGUGCAGGAAACCAUUAAUGUGUUAGAUGUGUUAGAUGAUAUGUGUGACUUGCUUACAUCUAUAAAGGAAAUUAAAAGACAUUGGUAGGUCUCUAUUGUCCACGAGUGUUUAGUAUCAUUGGCAACUAAUCAGCACAGGGUUUCUAAAGCACACUGAACUCUGAGGUCAACAAGGCACUGUCUAAUUAACCAGUAGAGCACAAAUAUUCCCACGGUGCUAGGAGAAAAGAGCGAGAUUGAGAGAGCAUACCUACAGGUGUGAGUCUGCCAGAGGCCAUGUGCAAUAAAUUCCAAAUCCAGGUUAUGCAUCGCAUGAUUUCCAUAUAAAUUAAUACCAACUUAUUGGCAUUCAUUGUGUGAUGUAAAGAGAAACCAUGUAUCCACCAGUACACAUACUUGUGCACAUAUUUUGCAUUGUCCUUCUCACUGAUGUCUAGAGGAUAAUAGAUUUAUCAUGUGUUUAUUAAUUUAUAUGAUCAGGGAUGUAAAUAGUCACUAAUAUUCCUGUGGUUUGAAACUGCAGCCAAUUUGAAUUCGGCUCUACCAAGGGCAUGCAUACUGGUUCGAUCAGUUUGUGAAAAUAUUGACAAAACAAAUUUUUCCAAGUUGAAAUUAUUUUAUUUUAUCUGUGUCGCGUAUAUGUGUAUCUUGUCAGUGCUGUAUAUUAUUUCAGUUUGAGAUGGGUAUUGUAUCACUUUACAAUAGAGGAGCAAUAAGUCUGAAUUACAGUAAUAAAAAGA